AUGGUGAUCGCAAUUUCCAGGCACUUUGGAUGGCCCAUCGACCAGCUUGGUGUGGUGACGGCUUUCCUGUAUGGCAUCAUGAAGGAACAAGUGUUCUGUGUGAUUCCUGAAGGUGUUGAUCUGGAUGGUGAUUUUGACUGUCUGGAAUUGGUGAAGACAAUUUACGGCCUGAAGCAAGCUUCGCGAGUAUGGAACGAGACGUUUGACGAGUUUGUGUGUUUCAUUGGAUUUCAAGUGUCAGGCUUCGACCCAUGUCUCUACAUCAAGACUUCGGACGGCCAUUGUGUAUUUGUACUGGUCUAUGUGGAUGACGUGUUGGUGACAGGAAGCUCACCCAAGUUGAUUGCACACACCAAGGAAGACCUGAAGACACGCUUCGAGAUGACUGAUAGCGGCAAGUGUACAUUUGUUCUUGGAAUUGAGCUUUUGGACGGUGAAGAUGGCAGUGUGACACUAUGUCAGCGUCGGUAUGUCGAUGAUAUCCUCAAGCGCUUUGGCAUGGAUGAUUGCAAGGCUGUGUCAAGUCCAGUGGAUAUGAGCUCUCGACUUGUUUCAAGCGAUGCAGCUACCAAGGUGGAUGCUCCGUUUCGCGAAGCUGUUGGUGCAUUGAUGCACCUGACCACUGCAACGCGUCCGGACAUUGCGUUUGCUGUGGGCUAUGUGUCGCGGUUCAUGGAAAAUCCCCAAGAAGAACACUGGGUUGCAGUUAAGCGCAUCUUUCGCUACCUACAAGGCACCAAGAUUCAUGGAUUUUGGUAUAAGCCAAGUGCAAGGAUCGACUUUCGUGGCUAUUCGGACGCAGACUGGGCCGGCGACCUUACUGAUCGCAAGUCAAUGUCUGGCUACGUUUAUGCUAUUGGUGCUCCAGUGAGUUGGGGCAGCAAGAAGCAGCCAACUGUGUCACUGUCUACAAGUCAAGCGGAGUACAUUGCGCUAAGUCUGGCCAUCCAGGAAGGCAAGUGGAAUUACCGCUUACCAUGCGAGAUCAUGGCGGCUGCUAACGGGGACGAACCCGAGCUCACGAUCCGCAAAGACAACCAGUCCUGCAUCAAAAUUACCAAGAAUCCGGUCAACCACGGCCGCGCCAAACACAUUGAUAUCAAGUACCAUCACAUUCGCGAUGAAGUGAAGCGUGGUGAAGUGAAGCUUGGAUACUGCGAGACGACGAUGAUGUUGGCAGACAUAUGA
Molecule: messenger RNA, 1188 nt
Organism: Peronospora matthiolae
Lineage: Eukaryota; Oomycota; Peronosporomycetes; Peronosporales; Peronosporaceae
Source: the annotation of a GenBank genome assembly